Messenger RNA from Danio aesculapii, 480 nucleotides. Its product is annotated as B-cell lymphoma 3 protein-like. Lineage: Eukaryota; Metazoa; Chordata; Actinopteri; Cypriniformes; Danionidae. Bases 1 to 480 code for a protein of 159 amino acids. The record is from RefSeq and is a predicted model, not a curated record. The transcript has 3 exons. Gene Ontology annotation, molecular function: protein binding.
AUGUCGUUGUGUGUGUUUCAGCGUGGGUGCGAUGUGAACGCUCAGUCCUACAGUGGGAACACAGCAUUACACAGCGCCUGUGGCAGGGGUCACAUCGAGCUGGUGAGGGUCUUGCUGAAGAACGGAGCUGACAGCAGUCUGAAAAACAACCACAACGACACUGCCAUCAUGGUAGCAAAAAACAAAAAGGUGUCUGAUGUGCUGCGUGGAAAAGGCACUCGCAGCUUCACUGGGAAAACAAUAUCUAGCAGCAGUGGCUCUCUGUCCCCUGGCAGCUCCAGCCACUCUCCCCGAAUGACUCCCACGUUUCAGCGCAGCGCGUCACACUCUCCUGUGACUCCAGUUUUACCCCGCAGUCAGUCAGUGGAGAGCAUUUCAGAACGCCAUUCGCCAUUGAACAGCAAUGAUAAAGCACUUUUCCAAAUGCAGACACUCCACAGUUCACCAGUGGACAAACAGGGCAGGCUACGGAUUCCAUAA